Dinoponera quadriceps is the source of this 1966-nucleotide messenger RNA. RefSeq lists its product as uncharacterized. Bases 217 to 1737 code for a protein of 506 amino acids. NCBI's taxonomy places the organism in Eukaryota, Metazoa, Arthropoda, Insecta, Hymenoptera, Formicidae. Gene Ontology annotation, molecular function: double-stranded DNA binding. Gene Ontology annotation, cellular component: mitochondrial matrix. The record is from RefSeq and is a predicted model, not a curated record. Gene Ontology annotation, biological process: regulation of DNA-templated transcription; termination of mitochondrial transcription. The transcript has 5 exons.
GUGCUCUGCUAGCAACGUCGCAUUUCGCGCACACUCGUUACAGUAGGUUUAGAACUAACCUCAGAUAAUUGUUUAUUGUGAUUUUAAUCAACGUGUGAAAUACCUUAUACUUUGAAUAUCUAUUAAGUUAUAUCUAUAAACAUAUAAAUAAAUUCAUUAUUGUCUGUAUUAUUCAUAAGAAAUAUGUGAAGAAUAUAUAUAUAAUAAUAGGAAAAGAUGGCUAGACAUCUGGCACGGUGUGUACUUGUGUCGCAUUUGUUGAAGACUUCACUACAAAAGCCGCCGCAUUUAGAAAGACGCUCGUUCCUCGGCGUAUUUGUAUGCCAAAAGCGGCUGACGCACAAAGACGUUGAAAUAUUGGAUCACACUUGCGAGAUAGCAAAUUACAAUGAUUAUCGAAUGAAUUAUAAGCCUAUUGUACAAGUCAUGGUGCAGACUCUUAAAGAGAUACUAAAUAUAUCGACGUAUGAGACAAAUAAGAUCUUAGCAGCCCAUCCUCAGCUUAAGAAGAGAUCCAGAGCGAAUGUUCUGAACAAUUAUUACAAUCUAUUGGAGGCUGGAAUACAGAAGAAUACUAUUGUAAAAUAUAUCUGGUUGUUGGCUCACGAUGACAUUAAACUCAAAGAGAAGCUCGACCGUAUUAGCACUCUUAAAAUGAACAAUGAAGAUCUUAUACCGUGGCUACGUUUUACUCAGGAGGAAUUAGUAAAUAAUAUAAAUUAUGUCAAAACCGACCCAACGCCAUAUAUGUUCAAUAAAAUUGAAUAUCUUGCUCAUAGGUUGGAGUGCAGCAUAGAAGAAUUGUGUAAAUUAACAGUGCGAUGUUCAUUUUUAUUGAAAAUUCCUGUUUCCUACAUAGACAACAAAUUAAAUAUAUUACAUGAAUAUGAAGUGAGCAACAAAAAUAUUUUGAAGGAUUUGUGGAUACUCCGAUAUAGCGAACAUCACAUACGUUACAGGUGCGACUUAUAUCAAGAUACAGGAAAUGAAAUUAAAACGUGGGCUAUAAGAUGUCCACUUAGAGUUAUAACAAGAGCUAUUCAGAAAAAUUAUGCGAAACGCGAUAUACUGCAAAACUAUAAUAACCUUAAUGAGUAUUUAUUAACUAAAUUAAAUGUUAAAGAAGAGGACCUGAACAUUUUGACCUUAAAAUGGCCAAGUAUUUUACGAGUAAACCCCAAAAAAUUAGAUAAGGUAAUUACCAUGCUACAUGACAAUGGUAUUACCAGCAAUGAAAUAAUACGAACAGGAGGACCGAUCUUUUUCUUCAAUAUAGAAACUAUUCAGAAGCGAAUUAACACUUUGCAGACAAAAAAUAUGCCUAUAAAAAUCCCUACUUUAAAAAUGUCUGUGAAGUCGUUUGAACGAUAUAUAGGAAAAAAUGAAAUAUCUAAGAAGAAAAGUCGACUGUUACAAUCUCAUCGAAACAUCAAGGGAUAUUUGAUGCAUAAAUUAAAUGCUGACGAAGACGAUAUUGAAGAGUUCCUUGAUAAAUGGCCACUUACUAUAAAAGUGGACAUACUUAAGAUAGAAAAAUUCAUCAAUAUGUUGCAUGAGUAUGGUUUUACGAAUUACGAAAUAUUGACACACGGGCGGAUUUUCCAUUUUAAGAUAAACACAAUACGCGAUCGAAUAGAAACGUUAAAAGAAGCUAAUAUAAUACCAAAGAUUACUAUAUUAAUGUUCAGUAACAAGUGCUUCAAUGAUUUUGUGCUAUCACACACAACGGAAAAAUAAUACGUAUAAAAUAUUGUAUUUUAAUAAAUUUAUCUUCUGAAACUCGCCAAGUCUUACAUAUAUACAUACAAAUUUUAAUACACAUACAAAAGGAUAUCAAAAAUCGGUUAAUUUCAAUUUAGUAUAUAAACGAAAUAAUUCUCCACUUCUACAGCAUCACAUUAUUCGAAUUCGAAUCGAAAUUCUACUAUAUCGGAAUAUAUUUUUUAAUCAUCAUUUUUUUUCGUAU